AGGUUUUAGGCUCGGCUCAUCUCACCGCUCUUGACCAUUCCAUCAGCGACAUGGGGGGCACUGGCUAUUCAGCCAAUAGCAUGGGAGUCACUUACAACUCCGGCUUCUACCUGAGCCGUAAGGUGGUCGUCCUUACUGUAGUGGUGCUGAGUGCGCUACUGCUGGCUGUAGCGGUGCUUAGUUCCUUCUACGUUCGCUGCAGUCACACACCAUCGCAGCCAACGGAGAAGUUCACUACGGUGACUAGAGACGUACUCGCUAUCCAGUCGGUGGCCCUCAAGCAGCAAGCCGAGGAAGAGAAAAAGGAGACCAAGACUAGCAUCACCCGCGACCCCGGUACCCGGCCGAGCGCCACGAGACCCUCCUGGUUCUGGGACCAUCUGAGUCAGUCCACCUCCGGGCCCCUGGACCGCCCGAGCCUGUCCACCUCCGGGCCCCUGGACCGCCCGAGCCUGUCCACCUCCGGGCCCCUGGACCGCCUGAGCCUGUCCACCUCCGGGCCCCUGGACCGCCCGAGCCUGUCCACCUCCGGGCCCCUGGACCACACGACCGCGUCCACUUCCGAGACCCGGGACCACCCGACCCCGUCCACCUCCAGACCCCAACUCCAGCCCACCUCCGAACCCUGGAAGCAUCCGCGCCUGCCCUCCGACGUGGUGCCCCUGCACUACGACCUGGAGCUGUGGGUUCACCUGCAGCCGGACCAGGUCGAGCAGUCCUCGAAGUCCUUCAGCGGGAGGCUCAAUAUCACUGUGAAAUGCGUCUCCCCGACCACCUGGGUGCUGAUCCACAGCCUCCGCCUAGACUACCAGGGCGCCACGGUGCUGGGUCCCUUGCCCGAGAGCCCCGGGGCUGAUGGGGAGCAGCGGGCAGUGGGCCAGGUGGCGGUGAACAACUUGUGGAAGUUCCCGGAGAAGGAGUACCUGGUGAUGGAAAUGAGGGAUACCUUGAAGGCUGGCCGCCACUACGUGCUGCAGUUCGACUUCUCCGGCUUAGUAAACCAGACCCACAGGGACGGGUUGUUCCGCAACUUAUAUUCAGACCAGAGAAAGAUCAAGGCUCUGAUUGCUUCUCAAUUGGAACCAACAUUUGCCAGAACAAUUUUCCCUUGUUUUGAUGAGCCAGCUAUGAAAGCAACCUUCAAUAUCACAAUUGUUCACCAUCCUACUUAUGUGGCUCUUUCCAACAUGCCAGCCCUAGCCAUGUCUGAAAGAGAAGACGCAAACAGAAGCAAAUGGAUUGUUACCAGCUUUGAAACUACUCCCCUAAUGUCAGCAUAUAUAACUGCAUUUGCUGUGUGUGACUACAAUUAUGUCAACGGAACUGAAAGGGGCAAGGAGGUACGGAUUUGGGCUCGGAAAGAUGCAGUUGCUGAAGGGGGAGCAGACUUUGCUUUGACUCUUGCAGGCCCUAUAUUCUCAAAGCUGGAAGAUGUACUUAAUGUUAGUUAUCCUCUUCCAAAAAUAGAUCUCAUUGGGUUUCCUGUUUUUAACUCACAAGCAAUGGAAAAUUGGGGACUGAUAACAUUUGAUGAUUUUGUGUUGGUGCACGGGAAGGACGACUACCCAGAGAAAAAAACCAUCAUUUUGUGCACUGUCGCACAUGAAAUUGCACAUCAGUGGUUUGGAAACUUAGUUACCAUGAAGUGGUGGAAUGAUAUUUGGCUCAAUGAAGCAUUUGCAAGUUAUUUUGAGUAUUAUAUAACUAAAAACAUCGAUCCUCAAAUAUUGAAAUUUCAGAAUGAGUUCUUUUAUUACUCUUAUAUGAGAACUAUUUUCAAAGAAGAUCAUGGGACCAUGUACCGAACUGUAUCCACAGAAGUAAAAAACUACACAGAAACAAAAGAAAUAGGUGAACUCUUUGACCUAUAUAUUUAUAAAAAGGGAAGUUGUAUAGUUCGGAUGAUGUCAGAUUUUCUUGGUGAGAAUCUGUUCCUUAAAGGACUGGAAUCAUAUUUGAAAACAUUUGCAUUCUCAAAUUCUGAGCAAGAUGAUCUGUGGAAUCAUUUUCAAAUGGUUCUAGACAACCAGACUGAAGUUCUCUUGCCAGCAUCAUUAAAAAGCAUAAUGGACAAAUGGACACACCAGAGUGGAUUUCCAGUUAUAACAUUAGAUGUGUCUACUGGCAUGGUCAACCAGAAACCAUUUUUUCUCUCUGAUUAUAAAAACCAGAUGACUCCCUACCACAACAACACAUGGACUGUCCCCAUUACUUGGAUAAAAAGUGGAAUUGUACAACCAUUAGUCUGGCUAGAUAAAAGCAGCAAAGUAUUUCCUGAAAUGCAGCUAUCAGAUUCAGGACAUGACUGGGUGACUUUAAAUUUGAAUACAACUGGAUAUUAUAUGGUUAAUUAUGAUCAGUUGGGUUGGAAGAAAAUAAACUUAUUGCUUGAAAAAGACCCAAAGGCUAUUCCAGCCACUGACAGGAUGAAGCUGUUUGAUGAUGCCUUUAGAUUGUCUCAGCAUGAUUAUAUUGAAAUUGAAACUGUCCUUGAAUUAACCAAGUACCUUGCUAAAGAAGAAGAAAUCAUAGUGUGGAAUACAGUUUUGAAAAACUUACUAACUUCUAAUAUAUUUGUCAAUUUGAACAGCCACAAUAUAUAUUCCUUAUUUAAGAAAUAUUUAUUAAAGAGACUUACCCCAAUGUGGCAUAUUUAUUCAACUAAAAUUCGUGAAAAUAAAUUACAAGAUGACACUAUGAGUAUAAUAUCACUGAGAAAUGUAUUUAGAGCAGCAUGUUGGUUGGGACUUGAAGACUGUCUACAGCUGUCAAGGGAAAUUUUCUUGAAGUGGAUGAAUCAUUCAGAGACCAUUAAAAACUCUAAUGUCAUUAAAUAUGAAGUUAUGUGUUACGGUGUUGCCAUGGGAAGCGAUAGAGAAUGGGACUUUUUGUUGAGUGCUUAUGAGACCGAUGCACUUGAAGGCAAUAGGGAUGCAGUGAUAAAUUCAAUGUGCUGCAGCAAAGAUCCAUGGAUACUUUAUAGGUAUAUGGAAUAUGCUUUAGAUGCAAAAUUGUUUACUACUGAAGCGCCAAAGGUCAUUGAAAAUGUGGCAAACACUGAAGUCGGACGGCUUGUAGCAAAGGACUUUUUAAUCAGCAAUUGGCAAGCUGUACUGGAAAGGUUUGGAAGAGAAUAUUUAUUCAUUCUAGCUGAUAUUCUUGCAAAACCUAUAUUCACAGAGUCACAGGUCCAAGAAUUAGAACAAUUUUUCGGUAACAUGCUAGGAGAGGAAGCCAGGAUUGUACUUCAUGAGCACUUUCAAGCAAAAAUGAAGGUGAAUCAGCAAAAUGACAGGAAGAUUGCUCGGAUUGCUAACUGGUUAAAGAAAAACAUGGAUGAUUAACCACCACAAAGUGGUUUGCUCCCAUUUUUAUUCUUCAAUGUUCUGCAGUUAGCAUGACUACACAUCGUAGUGUCAGAAGAGUACACCUUUCCUGCUCUCAACCAAAGAAUCCUGUUUUGGCUUUGGUGUCCUCUAGGGUAUACUAAUGAUUUUGUCAACAAAGAAGACAGGAAAAACCAUUGUUUUGUUCGAUGGUGAUCCAGGGAAGAUUUUCAUUGGCAAUAAACUUGUAGAAUUUUUUAAAAAAUGAA
Messenger RNA from Phascolarctos cinereus (koala), 3595 nucleotides. It is a transcript of the gene LVRN, whose product is annotated as laeverin. Gene Ontology annotation, molecular function: peptide binding; metalloaminopeptidase activity; zinc ion binding. The record is from RefSeq and is a predicted model, not a curated record. Gene Ontology annotation, biological process: proteolysis; peptide catabolic process. Lineage: Eukaryota; Metazoa; Chordata; Mammalia; Diprotodontia; Phascolarctidae. Gene Ontology annotation, cellular component: membrane; cytoplasm.